Messenger RNA from Penicillium verhagenii, 417 nucleotides. RefSeq lists its product as uncharacterized. The coding region runs from base 1 to 417 and encodes 138 amino acids. The record is from RefSeq and is a predicted model, not a curated record. The transcript has 2 exons. Lineage: Eukaryota; Fungi; Ascomycota; Eurotiomycetes; Eurotiales; Aspergillaceae.
AUGAUUGUUACUAAUGACCUAGUGACUCGUUCCCACAAAAUUAAUGAUCGGGACCACCCAGCCGAUGGCAUGGUGGUCCAUGAACAACUACCACGUUACUUUGGCAAGUCCGGCCCUACUGAUGCUGAUCCACGCAAGACCAAGAAAGAUGGAGGCGGGAAAGGUAACUGGGGCCGAUCUGGGGACGAAUCACAAGACUCUGGUUAUACUUUCACCAAUGCUCGCCGACGUUCUAAUAGCAGCACCCAAGGCCUCACUGAGUUUAGAACAAAAUUUGAGACUGUUGAGACAGAGCCUGUCUUCGAAGAACAGCUCCAUGAUACACCUGAAGUGACUACGGUGAAUGAAAACAUGGUGACCAAAGUAGAGUCCACCAGCAGCAGCAAUGAAAGUGAAACAGACCAAGGAGGAAUCUAA